Molecule: messenger RNA, 1802 nt
Organism: Chaetomium fimeti
Lineage: Eukaryota; Fungi; Ascomycota; Sordariomycetes; Sordariales; Chaetomiaceae
Exons: 1
Coding region: 264-1592 (442 amino acids)
Source: RefSeq, a predicted model, not a curated record
AGUUUAUGAGCUCUCUUUCAACAUCACCGCGAGCCUCACCUCUCUAGGUUUUUGUUAACCUUUCUAUCUCGACCCGUUCAUGCGCUCAAUUUGAGCGCCCAACCAUUUACUUGAUCGUUAUCAGUGCGACCUCAAGUCUGCAGUGGUUUUGGACUUGUGGUGAGGUCGAUCGGCCGAAUUGGGCUGGUACCAAGUGAUCGAGUUUAAUUCUCGAUUUUGCGAGGGAAGCGAGGGCUUUUUUUUUUCUUUUUCUCCCGAGAGCCAUGCUACGUCGGCCAUAUUCGCCCGGGUCCGGGCUGCGCCUUUGCCAGGGCGGCUGCGGGUUGGUUUCCGGGCUCCAACGGAUACAGCCCGCGAAUCGGCCUUCGGCGGUGCUGCAACUCGGCCGACGCUCCGCCAAUGUGUCUCGGGCAGCCUUGAUCCGGUCGUCCACAGCCCGCUCUUUCGCAACCUCGCAGCCAUCCUUGAAGGCUAAGCGGGCGCAGGAACCCCAGACUCCAGAUGCCUCAAAACCCCGGUUUGGCAGGACAGCCACGGCAACCCACCAACUGCCCGGGGUAGAUCCGGCAGCAGCCGUUUCUACCGUGCGUCAUAUCCUUACGACUUUCCUCGGCCCCGGUGGCAUCCCGUCCGAAGAAUUUACCCUCGCGGCGCUGCGAUCGCUCGCACAGAUUGAGGUUAGGACGGUGCCAGAUGCCGGAGAACGGCGCUCCGAGGAUGCCGCCGCCGAAACCCGCAGACCAGCGUCGCAACUCCUGGGACUGGAUGACAUGGCACCGAAAGCCGGUGAGGUCGCACGGCCACAAAGGAGCUCCUCACAGCGGUCACAGGACGCGGUGGACCAGAUCUCGGAUGCGGCAUACACGAUUGUUACUCACAAAACAGUGGUCAUCACGCGGGCAAUCCUCGCCGAGUACGUCCAACUUGAAGCCCGCCUUGGCAGGUCCUCGAACUUGCCGCAGGUCCUCGAACUCUACGCGAGCAAGCCCAAGCCUAAGCUGGUCUCGAACACCAUCAAGUACGUGGAGCGCAACCCGAGCAAGGCCGAAAGCGCAGUCGACGCUGCUGUCGCCGAAAUGGCCUUGGAUGCCGCAAUCGAGACCAAAGACCUAGGAGCUGCCGUUGGCAUUUUGGAAAACACCUACGCAUCCAAGGCGUUUCUGCGGUCGAAACUCAUUAAGAAAGCACUCAUCCCCGGAUUGGCGGUCACUGGUACCCCGGUCGGCAUCUACUACGCCGCUACUCAGUUGGCACACCUGCAGCACGCUCUCGAACCCAAGAUCGCGACGGGAUUUGCCUUUGCCGGCGCCCUUUGUUAUGUGGGGUUCACCGCGACCAUCGGUGCGGUGGCCCACUUCACGGCGAACGACCAAAUGAAGCGGGUGACGUGGGCACUAGGCACCCCGCUGCGCCAUCGGUGGCUCUAUGAGGAGGAGCGGGCCGCCCUCGACAAGAUCGCCUGCUCGUUUGGCUUCUCGGAGGAGCACCGUUAUGGCGAAGAGGAGGGGGAGGAGUUCCUGUGGCUCCGAGAAUAUAUAUUGAGGAGGUCCAUGAUCCUCGAUGCGGUGGAUCUCAUGCCGGGCAUGAACUAGGGAACGGGCCAGUUGGGCGCUGUGACGGGGACAGAAUGACGGCAGCGGAUGACGGUGAUGAGAGGAAGGCGGUGCGUGUCGUGGGACACCAACGGCUUGGCACCUUGCACCCACAGGCCGUUGCGGAAACUCCGAUCGUCGCCUUUCCGACCUGGGCCACUCUUGGCUCAACAACUUCCUUACCGCCGCCGCGAGUGAUCGGCCGUGGCG